AUGAAGACACAAAGGAAACGAAGGAAAAACACGUUGCGUAAAUUUGUAUUUCCAGGGUAAUUUUGUUAUAUCAUGCCUGGCCUCAAAUGAACGCUUGUUGGCGGUUUAAAGGAUAAAUAUCGCGUGCACUCUCCUGCAGCUUGGCUUGUCCAGAUGUGCAAGGACUGUCGAUCCAGAGCCACCUCCUCUCCGCACUCCCCCCCGCAACCCAUUGUUCCACUGCUUCUCUCCACCUUUGCGCUCGUGGUCCAUCCGGAAGCACAGGCAACCGAAAGGGAAAUGACAUUUAAGUGUCCAAAGCGCACGCAGUGGAACCCUGAGCAAAGCCAAACCAAGGAGUGGGGGGCGUCAUUCUUUAACCGGGUAUCUUACUGGCCAGUGAACAGACUGGUGGCGGCUGGUUACAGGCGAAGAUUACAGCUUUCUGACCUGUGUUGUCCUGGCAAUGAGGAUUCCGCCAAAAGCCUGUGCUCCGAACUGGAGCAGCAUUGGAGAGGCGAUGGGCGGAGCAAAGAGAGGAGCAGCCAGGAGUCAAGUGGAGAGGAGGAGGAAGCUCUGAUUGGACAAAAGCCCACCCUAGUUGGUCCCGCCCUGCUGCGACACCUUUGGGUGUGGCUUCGCCCGUCACUGGUCCAAGUGACCCUGCUCAGGAUGACCUCCGACCUGCUGGCCCUCUUACCCUCUCAGGCCCUCAGGUGGACAAUCCUCUUCUGUGAAAGCCAGCCAGCGUUUGAUUGGUCAGGCCAUACGUAUGCUGUAGUGUUAUUGGCUGUGGUGGUGUGCCAUACCCUGGUUCUACAGGUGUGUGAGUCUCACAGUCAGAUGACCAAGCUCAGAGCUCACACUGCUCUGACAGCUGCUCUGUAUAAACAGGCCCUAUCUCAGUCCUCCCCUGCAAUCUCCUCUCUUCUGGGGGAUGCUGAGCAGGUAGCAGCACUGUCCGUGUUGUCCCUGCCUGUGUUGUUCUCCUCCGUGCUACAGGGGGCGCUGUGUGUGUGUCUGCUGUGGAGGGAGCUGGGCCCCUCUGCUCUGGCAGGCCUGACGGUGCUUCUCCUCCUGGUCCCCCUCGCCUCCACUGUACAACACAGAGCCUCGGCCAUACAGAAAGACCAGCAGAGAGUGAGAGCAGAGAGAGAACAUAUUCUACGGGAGAUGUUGAAUGGAAUCAGGACGGUGAAGCUUUUGGUCUUGGAGGAGUGGUUUCAUUGCAGAGUGGGCGUGACCAGAGAGAAAGAGCUUGAAACAUUAAGGAUUCUGGGAUACCUGACAGCCUUCUCUCUAUUGGAUCGUGUCUGUGUGCCUUUUCUGGUGUGUGUGUGUAGCUUCGGAUCCUAUGUCCUGGUGGAUGAUGGGAAUGUUCUGACGGCCUCGCAGGUCUUCACAUGUAUGUGUGUGUUUCCACUUCUGCACGCACCUGUCCGCCUGCUGCCUUCCCUCCCUCUGAGGUUCACACAGGCAUGGAAUUCCCUGCAUUUUCUGAACAUCUUCCUGUGUUCCCAGGAAGUCAGCUGUAGAGGUUACUCAGAAGACCACGUUCUCUCAGCGAACUGGAUCACGAAGACUUGUGUACUUAAAGAUCUGUCAUACCGUGAUGACAGCCAGGCCCUGAAGGGCCCACUGAACACAGAGGUGACCUCAGCGCCACCCCCAAACACAGUGACGUGUGUGAGGCGGUACCUGUGUGUGUGUGGCUGGGGCUGGGCAGGGCUAGUGGUACUGGCCCAGGUGUGUGUAUGUGUGUGGUGUGUGUGUCAGGCUGGCGUGUUGGCGCUGUGGACGGCAGAGGCCAAGGAGGUGCAGGGCCUGGAGGAGUGGAGAGACCUGAGGAACUCUCGUCUGUCUCUCUACGCCCUGCUGGGGAUGCUGCAGGGUGUGUCAGUGUGUUGCGUAGCGUUGGCUAUGAAUCAGGGUUCUGUCAGAGCAUCGUCUCGUCUCCAUGACAACCUGCUCACCUCCAAACUCAGUCUUCCCCUCAGCUUCUUCAAGACCACGCCUACUUCCUGGGUGCUCCGGAACUUAUCACAGUCCUUAUAUAUGAUUGAGGAGGCAUUCCCCGCCCUCUUGCACUCCUGGCUCUUUGGUUGGCUGCAGGUAUGUGUUAUAGCACUCCUGAUAGGCUACAACUCCAUGAUGUUCAGCAUAGCUGUUCCCGCCCUCACCCUCCUCUUCCUCACUCUACAGUCUUAUUACCAGCGAGCCUCCAGUCAGGUCAAGCAAAUGGCUGCAGACUCCACCACCUUUCUCUCCACCCUCUUUUCUGAGUCGCACUGUGAUGAUGUCACUGCCACUACAGACCACUGUGACUAUGGAAGCGAUCUUUCCCGCUUCCAUGGUGUUCUUGAUGAGCACCUGUUGUGUCGAUACAACAGCAUCCUUUUAGACAGGUGGCUGGCUGUGUGGCUAGAUGUGUAUGUAGGUGUGGUGUUGCUCCUGGUGUCUUUGGCUCUGCUAGACUCUGAACUAGACCCCUCCACUGUGGGCCUGUGCCUUACCUACGCUCUGAGUCUGAGAGGGAUCCUUCCUGUGUUGGUUCGGUCGUCUUGUGAGGUAGAGAGGAGUGCUGGGGUCCUGCAGAGUUUGGUGGAGCACCCAAACACCGAGAGAGAGUCGUCCUGGUCAGUGUCCUGUGGAACGCCCCCUACCUGGCCAGAGGAGGGAGUGCUGGAGCUCCGGAACUACGAGACGGAGAUGAACCCCUCGUGUGCCAGACUCUCCUUCUGCACUAGGCCCAAGGAGAAGGUGGGUGUGGUCAGCAAAUCUGCAACCGACCUUGAAGCCAUCACCACUUCUCUGUUCCGAUUGGUUGAGGGCAGAGAGGGUGUGGUCACGAUAGACGGAGUGGACCUAGCAAGUUUGGGACUUCAUGACCUCCGUAGCCGAUUGGCCGUCAUCCCUCAGUCUCCUGUUCUGUUCUCGGGCUCCCUGCGCUCCAACUUGGACCCAUGGGGUUGCCAUGGUGAUGCCCAGGUGUGGCACGCUCUGGAGAAAUGCCACCUGAAGGAGAGGGUGAGCAGGCUGCCAAGACAACUGCUCCACCCUCUAAUCCACGGAGGGGCAGGCUUAAGCUCCAGUGAGAGGAGGCUCUUGUGUGUGGCCAGAGCUUUACUGCGAGGUUCUGCAGUUCUGGUCUACGAGGAACCGGUUCCCCCAACAGACUCACCCACAGACAGGCUGCUACAGAACCUGCUCCACACAGAGUUCUCCAACUGCACUGUUCUCACCCUCACACGGAACCCCUGGAACGCCAUGCACACAGACAGGGUGCUGGUGUUGCAGGAGGGCCGUGUUGUAGAGUUUGACUCCCCUACCACCCUCCACCUGAGGGGGGCGUUGUUCUCUCGCCUGCUCUCUGAGACGCAGACUGGCCCAGCCAGGGAGGAAGAGCCCUGAGAAAGCACCAUCUUGCACCCCCCCCCCCACACACACACACACACACACACACUGCUGGAGCCGCAGGGAGAAGGGGCUGAGGAGGAUGGACAGGAUGAAGACGAUGGUGAAUAACAUGUAGUUAUAUAAAUCUAUGCAGAUCUUCCCGAGCUGCUAAGUGAUUCAUCAGCGAGCCUCCCUGUUUGCUGCACGGUCUAUUCACAAACUCCAGACGUCAGGACCCUUGGUGUGUUCAGCUAUUUCAUCUGUCUACAAACAACCCAGCUCAGAGACUUCAGACAGACUCAUUUAAGAUUUUGGUUGUCUGAUCAAGAAGAGAGCUGUACUUUAAUAUUGUUUAUCGUUAAAAACGUAUUUAAACGCUUAUUUAAACAGAGAGAGAGAGAGAGAAAGUGAGUAUGUAAAAUUGUGUGUGUGUGUGUCUAAUUAAAUGAGAGACUCAGAUGUAGAAGCUGUGAGCUUCAAAACCAUUAAUUACUCAUAUCACUAAUUACCAGAGCCUGUCCCCACCCCCACUCCCACCCCCGCCCCCCUCGUGGGGCCACAUAAUAAAUUUAACAGUU
This is a messenger RNA of Osmerus eperlanus (European smelt), 3953 nucleotides long. It is a transcript of the gene abcc13, whose product is annotated as ATP-binding cassette, sub-family C (CFTR/MRP), member 13. Gene Ontology annotation, cellular component: membrane. The transcript has 24 exons. Bases 154 to 3390 code for a protein of 1078 amino acids. The record is from RefSeq and is a predicted model, not a curated record. Gene Ontology annotation, molecular function: ATP hydrolysis activity; ATP binding; ABC-type transporter activity. Gene Ontology annotation, biological process: transmembrane transport. Lineage: Eukaryota; Metazoa; Chordata; Actinopteri; Osmeriformes; Osmeridae.